This is a messenger RNA of Lineus longissimus, 1279 nucleotides long. RefSeq lists its product as uncharacterized. Lineage: Eukaryota; Metazoa; Nemertea; Pilidiophora; Heteronemertea; Lineidae. The record is from RefSeq and is a predicted model, not a curated record. Bases 120 to 467 code for a protein of 115 amino acids. The transcript is spliced from 3 exons.
UCAUCGCUCUUGGUCACCCGUAGUCUCAAAGUCGCAGCAAGUCGAUCAGUAGCCGGUCUAAGCUUGUCUCUGGGUUGUCUUGGAGGAUUUUUGAAACAAAGGAACAUAUAACUACUGCCAUGGCUUCGACAAAGGUCUGGAUAGUUGCUGCCGUUCUAAUGGCUUUCGCCGUUACAGGAGCUUUGACAGAAUGUAACGAUCUUGAAUCGUACUGCGAGACAUACGCGAAGAAUGGUAGCUGCUUUGGUUACCUCCGUCGGUUCAUGUUCCUCGUGUGUACGAAGAGCUGUGGCUACUGUAUAGGCGACGAUCUCAACCCGAAAAUAGAGGGUCUAGUUGGACGAAAGGGCCUGAUGCUCCGUACAGCCUUAGAAAAGGCGCUGAAGUCGAAACCAAACGUGGAGGCCAAAGUGGAAUCGAAGGAUGAAGAAAAGCAUGAAUCCAGUGAACAAACCACACAAGCCUAAACUUCUGGCGCAAUCGGAGAAUCAUCAAUUCCUCAUUGGCGAAAAUAUUUCCUAAACCCGAAAUUAACGGAUGCGCCUUCGAUUCAAUGUUGAUCAAAUGGGAAAACAUCAAUUCCAGGCACAUGUGUGCACAUACAGUCUAAAUCACAAUUGACAUCCCGUAAAUCGCCGUCAUCUACCCGCUACUCAGCGGGUAGGUCAAGCAUAAUAUACGCGAAAUAUAGAGAGAUAAGCGCCUCACUGGUGCGAUGACUGAUGUCAUUAUGAUUCAUGCCGAUCCACCGUCGUCGUGCGUGUGAGGAAACUUUAGGAGUGACAUUUACCGCCGAUAAGUCGGCAUGUUAAGAAGCUUCAAAAUGAAUUUAUUGUCGGCGUCACAAUCUGUAAAACUUUUGUUUUGCGGGUAGGCCUAGUAUUAGAAAGUGUGCCUUCUUUAAAUAUCAGGGGAGACAAUUAACUGAAAAGAGGAGGAAUUACAUUGUAUGAGGGAAUUAUUAGGGACAUGUAAGCUAUGUACAUUGAUUGGGCGUACAAAUUACAGUUCUUCUUCUAUUUUUAAGUAAACUUCCCCAGAGCUAUUCAUGGCUUAAUCAUUAUUGGAAGAUAGUGAUACAUAAGAAUAAAUCGCAGGGAAAGAGCGUAAUUUUUAGUUGGCUCCCGGUAGUUGUUUAGGAGUGGGAAAAUGUUCUGUGUUCAUGUCUUGUACUUAGAAAAUACAUGACAUAAUUUUACUUGCACAUGGUUGAAAAUACAUCAUUGUAACCAACACGUGUAAUCAUGGUAACCUAAAGAAUAAAGUAUUGUACAAUUUA